Messenger RNA from Asparagus officinalis (garden asparagus), 1986 nucleotides. Its product is annotated as 3-ketoacyl-CoA synthase 6-like. Lineage: Eukaryota; Viridiplantae; Streptophyta; Magnoliopsida; Asparagales; Asparagaceae. Gene Ontology annotation, cellular component: membrane. Gene Ontology annotation, molecular function: acyltransferase activity, transferring groups other than amino-acyl groups. The record is from RefSeq and is a predicted model, not a curated record. Gene Ontology annotation, biological process: fatty acid biosynthetic process.
CAAACAAUCUCUUCCCCUUUCAAUAGAAUCAACACUAGGACAAUAAUGCCAUCCGAACCUCUACCUCCGUUCUCAAGCUCAGUCAAGCUCAAACAUGUCAAGCUUGGCUACCAGUACUUGGUCAAUCACUUCUUCACCCUUCUCUUAAUACCUGUCAUUGUAGCCAUGGUCAUCGAGCUCGUCCGCCUCGGUCCUGACGGGCUCCUGGCCAUCGGCCGCCUCCUCCUAAACCUCGACCUCCUCCCCGUCCUCUGCUCCCUCUUCGUCAUUGUCUUCUUCGCUACCCUCUACUUCAUGUCUCGCCCUCGCUCCGUCUACCUCAUCGACUACGCCUGUUUCAAACCUUCGUAUAAUUGUCGGGUUCCAUUCGCUACUUACUUGGAGCACAUUAAGCUCCUCCCUUUUUUCAACCAGAAAUCCGUCGAGUUCCAGAUGCGGAUUUUAGAACGGUCUGGCCUCGGCGAGGAGACCUGUCUCCCCGCCACAGAGCCACUACUACCACCUCGGGGCAACAUGGAGGGGGCUCGCCUCGAGGCCCAGCUCGUAAUUUUCUCUGCAAUGGACGAUUUACUCCGUAAAACUGGGCUAAAGCCUAAAGACAUCGACAUACUGAUCGUCAACUGUAGUCUCUUUUCCCCCACGCCGUCCCUCUCGGCGAUGAUCGUUAAUAAGUACAAGCUCCGUAGCAAUAUACGGAGCUUCAACCUCUCCGGUAUGGGAUGCAGCGCCGGGCUAAUAUCCGUCGACCUCGCUCGCGAUCUCUUACAGUUGCACGCCAACUCCAACGCCGUUGUUGUCUCCACAGAGAUCUUGACGACUAACUACUACAGCGGUAACCAGAGGUCUAUGCUACUCCCAAAUUGCUUGUUCAGAAUGGGGGCAGCUGCGAUCCUCUUAUCGAACCGCUACAAAGAAAAACGUCGAGCCAAGUACAGGCUGGUUCAGGUCGUUCGAACCCACAAAGGGGCCGACGACCAAGCCUACCGCUGUGUGUACGAGGAGCAAGACGCAGCGGGGAACUCGGGCAUCGCCCUACAAAAAGAUCUGAUGACAGUCGCCGGUGAAGCUCUAAAAUCGAAUAUCACAACAAUUGGGCCUUUAGUGCUCCCAGCUUCAGAACAGUUAUUGUUUCUGUUAACGCUUAUCGGUAGAAAGCUCAUAAACCCCGGAUGGAAACCCUACAUUCCUGAUUUCAAGCAGGCGUUCGAGCAUUUCUGCAUUCACGCAGGAGGGAGAGCGGUGAUCGACGAGCUUCAGAAGAGCCUGCAGCUGUCGGCGGAGCAGGUGGAGGCGUCGAGGAUGACGCUGCAUCGGUUCGGGAACACGUCGAGUAGCUCGCUCUGGUACGAGCUCAACUAUAUCGAGGCCAAAGGGAGGAUGAAGAAGGGGGAUAGAGUUUGGCAAAUUGGGUUUGGGAGUGGGUUUAAGUGCAAUAGUGCAGUUUGGAAGUGUAUGAGGAGUGUGAAAACGCCGGUUGAAGGGCCGUGGCAGAGUUGCAUUCAUAGGUAUCCAGUUGAGAUCCCGGAGAUUGUUAAAUUGUGAGAGUAAUGCUAGUGAUCGUAUUGUUUAGGGUAAAUUUCACAAAACUUCCCAAGAAGAUUGGCUCAUUUUAAAAUAACCCCACAGACGAUGAAAUGGGACUUCUAGCUCCCAAAACUUUUCUGGAUAAUCCCAGAAGAUUUUGGGGUAAUUUGAAAACAGAUUCAGAAAAAUGCAAAAGUUUUUGGGGUUAAAUGACACUGACAAAAUCUUUUUGGGUUACAUCAAAAUUGGCGAAUUCUUUGGGGUUUUUUGAAAAAAUUAUCCCAUUGCUUAUUUAUUUUUAGUAUUGUUAUGGGAUUAAGUAGCUUACUGUAUUAUAGGUGUUUGUGACCUUCAUGUAGUGAAUUGAAUUUGAAUGUGGCCUUAAUUUAUAGCUUGUGAGGAACAUGAUCACUGUUCCUGGAUUUGGAUUGGAAAUGAAUAAAUUAUGUGUUAAUUUGUUUC